CGGAAGUGGAAAAUGCAUGGAUUAGUGUGUUUACAACUCAUAAUCCUGAGUGCACCCGGCAUCACCCUGCUGCUUUACAGACCCGUGUAAUUUGAAUUUGCAGACUGGUGCUACCUAGGACAUAACGAAUCUUAUAAUACAGGCCUGUUUUACUUUCUUAGUGAGGACUACGGAUUGUUAUUGCGGACUAGCUGUGUGAUAUCUGCCGCAGCCAUGAACACACCAUCUGUGGAAGUGGGACAAGGGAACAGAUGGCGCAUCCAAGCCGGCCUGCAGGGCUGCUGACGCUUACUGUUAAAACAGCACUGAAGAGGAGUAUCAAUCAUUAAAAUAAAAGGCUGUCACUGGCUGUUGCACAGUAGGGCUAUAUUUUGCAGACUAACGAUGCCAGAGUUGGAUAAGAGUGUUUGACAGGAAGCAACGUAGAUUGACCAAAUUGAUGCGCGACGACUGGAUCACUGGCAUCAACUUAAUCCCUUUUGACGUGUCUUGCUCGGUGAACAAUGGUUGACAACCGCUACGCUACAGCUCUGGUCAUCGCCUGUGUGUUGAGCAUACUGGCCACCGUGUAUCUAUCGGUGGCCAUAGGGACGCAGCACUGGUACCAGUACAGCAGCCCCACCGUGCGCGGGGAGGCCAACGUGUCAGAGCUGCGCUCCCUGUAUGAGGAGUUCAUGGACGGGGAGUUUGAUGAGAAAACCUACAGCGACACCCUGUUCCGCCUUAACGGGACUGUGGGCCUCUGGUGGCGGUGUGUGCUCGUUCCUGCCAACGCUCACUGGUACAAAGAGCCAGAUGCCAAGAUGGUGCUGGAGUGUCGAAGCUUCACUCUACCUCAGCAGUUCACUCCCAAGUAUAAAGAACCAGGAAACCACAACAGUGGAGAGGACAUACUGCGCACCUACCUGUGGAAGUGCCAGUUUCUGCUGCCACUGGUGUCUCUGGGAUUGGUGGUGUUGGCAGGCCUGACUGGGUUCUGUGCCUGCCUCUGCCGAAGCCUCACCCCAACUCUUGGCAUAGGAGUACUUCACCUGCUGGCUGGUCUCUGCACCUUAGCUACAGUGUGCUGUUACCUGGCGGGGAUGGACCUGCUCCACAGGGUAUCGAUGCUGCCUGAUAAGGUGGAUGGCUCUCUGGGCUGGUCCCUCUACUUGGCCCUCAUUUCCUCGCCACUCCACAUGAUGGCCGCGGCGCUGCUGGUGUGGGCGGCACGUAGCCACAGUCAGAACUACUACCGCAUGACCGCCUACCGGGUGGCAUAGACUGAGAUUCAGCUCUGGAUCUCUGCCCUGUUUCAAGUCAUACCCCACUCUGACACCAAGAUGCAUUUUAUAAUGAUCUCAGAAGAAUGGGAUGUGGGUUAAUCUGUGCGUUUUGCCCUCUGAUGGAUUAAAGUGCAUGUACUCUAAAGUAAUGACCCUAUCUGCUGCAUUAAAAGAUUUGUUUUUUAUCUCUCUAGGGGUUAUGGAAUUGGUUUGAAAAAGGUCAACCAGAAAGAUGUGUAUAGCACAACAUAUGUUUGGUUCAAAGUAACUUAACACCAAGCUAAAAAGCUGUGUCCCAGUUUCAUAUUACACAUGAAUUAUUUCCAGGUUAUGAAUAUGUAGUGAGACGACAUUGGAAUAGAACAAUUGUGGUACUCUCCAAGUUAAUUGCUGACAUUUAGGAAUGCAGCAAGAUCGCUUCAAGGAGAGUUUGAUAGGGCAAGAAACAUUAGCAGUCAACAUGAUCAGACAGGAUUUAAACAAGUCCCCAGGUUACUCAAACUUACUUGGAAGAGAAAAUUGGGUCAACCGAUUAAAUUAUUACUCAAACAGGUUCAACAGAAGCAUAACUAUACACACAUCACAUUUUUAAACAUUUUGAUCUGACUGGAACUGUAAUAAACAGAAAAUGUUAAAGUAUACUAAAAAAUGUUAGAAUGUGUGCUAAAUUUGCUUGAUUCCUGAGUAUGUUGUUGAUUAUUGUUAACUGGCUGAAAACAAAAAGGCAGUGUGUUUGAAAUUCGCAAAUUGAUUGAUGUCCACCGGCAUGCAUCUUGCAUAAUUUCCUGCAUACUAUUGAGAUUAUUAUAUACAGUAGUACAUAAUAUAUAUUAUAUUAAGUAUGUGGUAUGGAAUUGGGACACCCCUUUUGUUUCAGUGACGUCUUCUAGUUUACAUUUUCAAGUCUAUCGCACCUGAGAUCACACCCAGAAUUACUUUGGUCUGUUGACAUUUCCCCUUUGUUGCACUCAUAAAAACACCUGACAAUACAGUUCAGGUGAACUGAACACACCCUGAGUAUGUUUCCAUGGCACUGCAGCAAGACAAAAACCUUGUAUGCAACCAUAAUAUUUAUUUUGACAGAGGAUUGCUAUUGUGUAAUCAGUCUUUUACUUCUGCUGCUUCAAAACAUAGUCUGUGAAUGUGGGCGGCAAGUACAGUGAGCGAGACAACAACUUAUUACUUUAUUUAUGUUUCUGUUUGAUUUCUGUCCCUUUUUUUUAAACUAAAGUGACAUUUAUUUAUUCAUGGCCAUUAUUAAGGUCAGUCUGUGUUUGUUUAUAAUUUCUUUACCCAAUGCAUUGUUUUCUUUGCUAUUUUCAAGCAUAUUUUUAACGUUUUGAAAAGAUCAUUUUUUUCAACAUAGUAGUGGUUUUUUUCACCAUUUCUUGUUUGGUUUCGUUGCCCUUACAUGCUCAUAUAAAUUGGUUUCCACAUGCUUUUGUGAAUUCAGUUGUGUUUGUUUAUAUGUAUUUAAUUUAUAUGUGUUCCUUUAUAUGUGUUUUUAUUGAUUUAUCACCAUUUCAAUUCAACAGGAUUUAAGGGAAAUAGUGUUUCCCUGUUAGGCAUUAUGAAUGUAAUUUAAAGGCCAUAUUGUGAUAAAGUACAGUAUUCCUUUGCACUUAAAUUAUUGUUGAACAUAUUCUGAAUAUUGCUGUAGUGGUCAGUAGUGAAUUUCUAUUUUUUGAUCAUGUAAACGUCCCAAAAAAUAUACUUUUAGAAAAAAACGUACCCUAAAAGCCAUGCAAUGUUUCCAGAAAUAUAUAAAUUACCACCAGUCAGACAGUUUCAUAAAACAAAAGAAUGUCUGAAUUGAAGCACUGUGUGUUGUCUGAUAGGUCUCAUGAUAAAUCAGUUGUAUUUUGCAUAUUCAGCCAUUUAAUUCAAGAAACUGUUCUAUCCCUGCAUCCAGUGUAGCAUAAAUAUAACAGCAAAUGUCACUGUAUGACUGUGCUUUUGUGAAUCUACAGUGAAUGUGUUGUUCAUUCUCCAGUUGUGCGCUAAAACAGUUAAUAAUUGUAGCCCACACUUAAAUAUUGUCAGUGUAUGAGAGCGUGCAAGUGCGUGUUCCAAGCAACUGCUGUCAUUUCAAUAAAAGUAACAUUUUAGUAAAGUUUA
This is a messenger RNA of Siniperca chuatsi (mandarin fish), 3383 nucleotides long. RefSeq names its product claudin domain-containing protein 1-like. Bases 504 to 1262 code for a protein of 252 amino acids. Gene Ontology annotation, cellular component: membrane. NCBI's taxonomy places the organism in Eukaryota, Metazoa, Chordata, Actinopteri, Centrarchiformes, Sinipercidae. The record is from RefSeq and is a predicted model, not a curated record. The transcript has 4 exons.